AUGUGGCUUGCCCAAGGUGUCCUUGUCCUCUUCUUGAUGAUCUUACCGCUCGUCUGUUCCGAGUCUUUCCAAGAGACGUGUCUGAAUAACUUCACAAAGGGCGUUCCUAACUUCGUGCUGGACUUGGAUGAAUCGGUGAAGAACGGGGCCAUUUUUUUGUCGGCCCCCGCUUUGUCCGGCAGCAGGGACUGCAUCACUUCGUGCUGUAAGACUCUGGGCUGUAACCUGGUUCUAGUUCAACCGACUCGAGAAGGAGAGGAUGCGAUCAGCUCCUGCUUCUUACUCAACUGCCUGUAUAAGGGUGAAUUCGUGUGCAAGUUCUUCAGGAAUAAGGGAUUGGUCAACUAUGUCACACUCGGGGUAUAUAAAGCUCACUUAGAACGGAAGGAAGACCAGCUAGGCGAUGAUGAACCUCCAAUAGCAAGGGUGAGCCGGGAUGUAAAAACGCAGCCGUUUCAAACUGUAACAUUGAGCGGCAUUGAGAGCUGGGACAAUGAGGGGAUCGUAGAUUACGAAUGGAGCCUCAUCCAGGGAGACCCUUCUGUUGUUUUGCAGAAACUUCCCCAUAACUCUUCAUUGGAGGUGUCCAAUCUAGAAAUGGGCCAUUAUGUUAUCCAGCUGAUUGUAACAGACACUGCAAGUCAGCAGAGUACAGCGACGACAACAAUUACCGUCCUGUCCAAAGAAGAGACUGAGGACUACUGCCUCGCUCCAGUAAAGACUGGAAGCUGCCGUGCUAAAUUUUCUCGCUGGCAUUAUAAUGUGGAUAUGAACGACUGUGAGGAGUUCACGUUUGGAGGAUGCAAACCGAACAAGAAUAACUAUGUGCGAAAGGAGGACUGUCUGCAGACUUGCAGAACGGACCCAGGACAUUCUGCAAAGGGUGGAAGAAGAUCGCACCCAGUAUGCGAUGGGCAAUGUCACCCAACACAGUUCCGUUGUGAUGAUGGCUGCUGCAUUGACGCUGCUUUGGAGUGUGAUGAGACACCAGACUGCGGUGACGGAUCCGACGAGGCUUCCUGUGAUAAAUAUUAUAAAGGUUUCAAGAAGCUGCAAGCAUUAGAUGUUUCCAACAAUAAAGCUCGUUGUGUGGAUUUGCCAGACACAGGUCCUUGCCGUGCCAGCUUUAACAGAUGGUAUUAUGAUCCAGAUCUGACAGCAUGCAUGUCUUUCACCUAUGGUGGCUGCGGUGGCAAUGGGAAUAACUUUAAUUCAGAAAAGGACUGUUUGCUGUUUUGUUCAGGGAUUAAUGGGAAAGACAUUUUUGGUGUAGCACGUGAAGAUGCUGAGGCUCGAGAUGGAAGUUCAGGCUCUGCUCAAGUGGCCAUCGCAGUGUUUCUGGGAAUCUGCAUUCUGGUUGUUCUGGCAGUUAUCGGCUACUGUUACCUGAAGAGGAGAAAAGGAAGCCGCAGACGGCAGCCAGCUGUCAACAACUCUGCUUUAUCUGCUACUGAAGAUACAGAGCACCUGUACAAUCCCACCACCAAACCUGUUUAAACAGUCUGCGAAAAUCUAUUCAGGAAUGGAUUUGCCAAAAGACUUUACAAAUCCAUUCUGCAGAUAAGACAGAUGGACCAAUAGGAAGGGGUUGCUUCCCUAACCAUAAUGAAUGCUUAUACAAUUUAUGGGUUUUGUAUUUUUCUCAAAAUCUGGUGGCUACAGUAAUACUCAAUGACCCCCCCCCUCCUUUUUUUUUUUUUUUUUUAAAUCUAAAUGUUGUAGAUAGAUUUUUUUUGUUGUAACACAUGUUGCCUAGUUGUGUAUCUUUAAAUAAAUACUAAGGUGGAGAUGAGGCAAGUAACGUCACCUCUGUAUUUUACCAGAACAACACUUUUAGUUAAUGUCUCCGUGAUUGCAAGGAAGACACUCAAUAAGCAGUACCGUUCUAGAAUGGUAGAAUAGUCUGGUCAGGUAUGUAAGAGUUAAAUAUUUAUAAGAAUUAAGGAAGUUUCAGUCACAUAUACAGCUCUAUCUGUAUCAAGCCUUCUAUAUGAGUAGAUGUGAAAGUUACACUUGGGUAGAUUAUGCCUAUAGAUGAAUUGUUAAACAGAAAGCAUAUAGUGUAAUGUUUGUGUGCUUUGGAAACAUUUGCCAAAUUUACACUUCACCUCUGAGACUGUCCUGAAUAAACUUCUUUAGAAAUGUAAACAAAA
Messenger RNA from Spea bombifrons (plains spadefoot toad), 2153 nucleotides. RefSeq names its product serine peptidase inhibitor, Kunitz type 1 (gene SPINT1). The transcript has 10 exons. Gene Ontology annotation, molecular function: serine-type endopeptidase inhibitor activity; protein binding. NCBI's taxonomy places the organism in Eukaryota, Metazoa, Chordata, Amphibia, Anura, Pelobatidae. The record is from RefSeq and is a predicted model, not a curated record. The coding region runs from base 1 to 1497 and encodes 498 amino acids.